GAAGUAGAUCUAUACCAAAACGAAGCAGCCUGUCAGAGUCCUUUGGAUUAUCAAUACCAUCAAGAGAUCUUGAAGCUGGAGAAUUCAGGUGGCAAGAAGAACCGUCGAAUCUUUACCUACACUGACUCUGAUAGAUACACCAAUUUGGAGGAGCACUGUCAGAAAAUGACCACCUCAGCCAGCGAGGUGCCAUCAUUCUUGGUUGAGCGAAUGGCAAAUGUCAGGCGGCGACGGCAGGACAGGCGAGGGACGGAGGGCGGCAUCCUCAAAUCGCGCAUUGUCACCUGGGAACCCUCAGAAGAAUUCAUCAGGAACAACCAUGUCAUUAACACCCCUCUUCAGACAAUGUACAUCAUGGCAGAUCUGGGGCCCUAUGGAAAGCUUGGCUAUAAGAAGUACGAGUAUGUCCUCUGUACUCUGAAGGUGGACAGCAAUGGUGUGAUCACAGUGAAACCUGACUUCACUGGCCUCAAAGGGCCCUACCGAAUCGAGACAGAGGGGGAGAAGCAGGAGCUGUGGAAGUAUACGAUCGACAACGUGUCUUCCCUCGCACAGCCGGAGGAGGAGGAGCGGGAGCAGCGUGUGUUCAAGGAUCUUUAUGGCCGGCACAAGGAGUAUCUCAGCAGCCUCGUGGGCACUGACUUUGAGACGACCGUCCCAGGUGCCCUCCGGCUCUUUGUAAAUGGAGAGGUAGUUUCAGCCCAAGGCUAUGAGUAUGACAAUCUCUACGUCCACUUCUUUGUGGAAUUGCCAACCACUAACUGGUCAAGCCCAGCAUUCCAGCAGCUCUCAGGAAUAACACAGACCUGUGCCACCAAGUCCCUGGGAAUGGACAAGGUGGCCUACUUCUCCUACCCAUUCACAUUCGAAGCCUUCUUCCUCCACGAGGAUGAAUCUGCUGAUGCUCUCCCAGAGUGGCCUGUGCUCUACUGUGAGGUCCUCUCGCUGGACUUCUGGCAGAGGUAUCGUGUGGAAGGCUAUGGGUCUGUGGUGCUGCCUGCCACCCCAGGCUUGCACACCCUGACUGUCUCCACGUGGAGACCCAUGGAGCUUGGUACGGUGGCUGAGCUGAGGAGGUUUUUCAUUGGUGGUUCUCUGGAACUGGAGGACCUCUCCUAUGUGCGGAUACCAGGAACCUUCAAGGGGGAGCGUCUGAGCCGCUUUGGACUCCGCACAGAGACCACAGGCAGUGUCACCUUCCGCUUGCACUGUCUGCAGCAAUCCAGAGCCUUCAUGGAAUCAAGCUCCCUCCGGAAAAAGAUGCGGAGUGUGUUGGACCGUCUGGAAGGAUUCAGCCAGCAGAGUUCCAUUCACAAUGUGCUGGAGGCCUUCCGUCGAGCUCGGCGCCGCAUGCAAGAGGCCCGAGAAAGCCUCCCCCAGGACCUAGUGAGCCCCUCGGGAACCUUGGUCUCCUAGCUCACUGCAGCCCUGGCCACGGUGCAAGAGGUCAAGACAAGGGGUGUCUGAGGCCAUUGCUCUCCUGCCUUUUUGUCUGUUACUAGACACCACAUUGGCCUGCUGAGAACCAGAAGAGUUGAGAAAAUCCCUGGGCCGGUCCCUCUGUUUACCCUUCAGCAGGGUCUUCUCCCUGCACAUGGAAAUAAAGCCAGAGACCUGGUGGUCCUGUAUGGGCCCCUCUUCAUAUUUCAGCUACUGUAAAUAGGCAUCACAACAAGGCAGGCUUUUUGGUCUGAAACUAGUUUGGGGUGACCCCAUAAUUAGCCUGUCCUUGACACAGCCUCUUUUCUGGCUUGUCUCACAGUCUCAGUAGCAGAGGGCUGCAGAGAUCUCCUUUUCCACAGCCUUUAACAAUGGAAUCUCCUUCUUCCAAGAAAGGAGAAGGAAGGUGAGAGAGAUCUUAAAUCCCUGGCCCAUAAGUCUCAGCCUUCUCUUUCCAGGGCAGCCGUGUUCUACUACUUGGGGCUUGCUGAGUUUGAGAUAUGACUUAUUUCUGGAAGAAAUGAAGGGGGAAGGCAGGGCCCUUUAUGCUAGUUGGGUGGUGUCUUUUAUUGUGUUUUUU
Messenger RNA from Galeopterus variegatus (Sunda flying lemur), 2020 nucleotides. RefSeq names its product Meckel syndrome type 1 protein. Gene Ontology annotation, biological process: cilium assembly. Gene Ontology annotation, cellular component: MKS complex. The transcript is spliced from 15 exons. NCBI's taxonomy places the organism in Eukaryota, Metazoa, Chordata, Mammalia, Dermoptera, Cynocephalidae. The coding region runs from base 166 to 1416 and encodes 416 amino acids. The record is from RefSeq and is a predicted model, not a curated record.